AUGGAGGCGCAAAGUAGUUUACAGCCAUGCAGUAUUCAAGAACACGGCCGGAAAAUCAAGAAUCGUGAUAUUGUACUGGAUCUAAGCCUCUCCGGCAAAGAUAAUUCAGACCAGAUUUCGAAGGCGCCGGAGCUGGAGCUGAUCAGCCUCUUCCACGCAAACCCAGAUCAAAUUCCGGCGAAGGAGUCGCCGGAGAAUCGAGUCUUCUCCUGCAACUACUGCAACCGGAAGUUCUACAGCUCGCAGGCUUUAGGCGGCCAUCAGAACGCCCACAAGCGGGAGAGAACAAUCGCGAGGAAGGGGCAGAGAAUCGGCGGCGCCGGCCACCAUGAUGCGGCGGCGGCGGCGCACCACCGGUACUCGAGCAUGGCUUCUCUCCCGUUGCAUGGGUCAUUCAACGGCAGGGCGGCGCUUGGGAUUCAGGUUCACUCCAUGAUACAUAAGCAGCCGCCGAGUUUUAGUGGCGGCGGCGGCGGCGGUGGUGGUGGUGGAAUGAUGCUGCCUAGUUUAUACCGGCAGGCGGCGGUGGGGCGGCUGGUGGUGGAGAAUCAGAAUCAUCAGGUUGGGCCGUCGGCGGCGGCGAGUGGCGGGGCAGCUAGGUUUGACGGUGGGUGGAGAUUUUCGGCGGCGGUGGAUGGGGUUGGUGGUGGUGGUGGUGGUGGAUUCAGAUGGGAUGCUGUUAAAAAGAGUAGUGGUAAAUCUGAAGAUUUGAAGAAGUUGGAUUUGUCUCUCAAACUCUAA
This is a messenger RNA of Erythranthe guttata (spotted monkey flower), 741 nucleotides long. RefSeq names its product zinc-finger protein 1 (gene ZFP1). NCBI's taxonomy places the organism in Eukaryota, Viridiplantae, Streptophyta, Magnoliopsida, Lamiales, Phrymaceae. Gene Ontology annotation, biological process: negative regulation of abscisic acid-activated signaling pathway. The record is from RefSeq and is a predicted model, not a curated record.